AUUACAAUGCUAAUUGUUUAUUGCAAAUGGGCCCAUGAUUGACGACUAUAUGUUGCCAACUGAAUCAUGUGGACUCAUCAGACACAGUAAACAACAUACAAUAGGAGUCUCCACAGACUAAAACUCAAAUUUCAUUGGCUGUGAAGCAGCAUCCGUCUGUUUAUAUAAUGCUCAGAGGAAAGUCUAGGUGCUCGUAGAGCCUGAGACUGAAGGAGGUUGUGCAUGGUUUGCUGACUAUGAUUAGCUGAAAGGAUCCUGACCAGAGCUCAAAAUCAGUGCUUAGUGUUUCCAAUGAAGUAAUACGGAUGAAGGUAUUGAUUGCUGAGAACUAAUUAAAUAAACGCACAAUAUUUGUAGAUAUUAAGAAGCCCAAUAAUCUGACUCAGAACAACGUUUUGGACUAGCAGUUCAGUGUUCCAUCUGUUACAGUAACACUAUUCUUGCAAAACUUGAAUUGAACGCCUAAAACACCAGGUGGAAUGGACUUCUCAAAUACUUCGAACCUCAACAGCACUGUGAAAUCACCGACUCUUUUCUGCUACGAGUCUUUGAGUGGAUCGUGUGUGAGGAUUGCUCGACCCCUGAGCGUUCAGGUUCCGAUGUUCACAUCGAUGGUGUUAGCCAUACUGGUGACUGUUAUUGGGAACCUUCUGGUCAUCACCUCCAUUGCACACUUCAAGCAGCUCCAAACCUCUGUAAACCAACUGCUCGUUUCCCUGGCUGUGUGUGACCUCCUUCUGGGAGUGUUUGUAAUGCCAUGCAGUGCUGUGCGCUCUGUCCAGGGCUGUUGGUACCUAGGAGGGUUUCUGUGUAAGCUCCACACCAGCACUGAUAUUAUGCUGAGCACAUCCUCCAUCUUCCAUCUAUCCUUCAUCUCCAUUGACCGUUACUUUGCUGUCUGCAGGCCACUGUCGUACAGACUGAUCAUCACCAAUAACACUGUAUUGAUCAUGAUCACCAGCAGUUGGCUGGUCCCUGCCAUUUUUGCUUAUGGAAUGAUCUUCCCUGAGAUCAAUCUGAAAGGCAGGGAGGAUUUCUAUGAAACACAUGUCAAGUGCAUUGGAGGCUGUCAGGUGUUCUUUAGUCCAGUGGCGGCUUUAGUAGCAUCUUCCUUCAGUUUUUACAUCCCAGGCAUGAUCUUGAUUUGUAUAUAUUCCAAGAUAUAUUGGGUUGCCAGGGCUCAGGCCAGGUCCAUUAAAGAUUUAUCUCGUCAGUUUAAAGAGGCAGACUCUGGACGUAGAGAGAGACGAGGGGCAAAUAUUCUUGCAAUAGUAGUGGGAGUGUUUCUAAUCUGCUGGAGUCCCUUUUCCUUGUGCCUCAUCAUUGACCCUUUCAUACAGUACUCCAUCCCCCCGCUGUUGGGGGAUACUUUGGUUUGGUUUGGAUAUUUGAACUCUGCUUUUAACCCUAUUGUCUAUGCUUUCUUUUACACUUGGUUCAGGAGGGCUUUGAAAAUCAUCAUCAGUGGUCACAUCUUUCACAGAGGUUCUUGUAGAUUUAGAUUGUAUUCUGAGUAAAGUUUCAGUUGACAUUGUAUGAUGUGUGUUCAAAUAAAUAUAUGAAUUAUGGUGGGAUGUAACAUGUGACAGUUAUACAACUAAAAGAUAAAGCUUGAGUAAAAAUGUAACAGAAGCUGCUUUUAACCUGUUUCAUAUAAAGCUGUUUGCCUGAAAUAAAUGUGUUUCAAUGCC
Molecule: messenger RNA, 1691 nt
Organism: Salmo salar (Atlantic salmon)
Lineage: Eukaryota; Metazoa; Chordata; Actinopteri; Salmoniformes; Salmonidae
Product: trace amine-associated receptor 1
Biological process (GO): G protein-coupled receptor signaling pathway
Cellular component (GO): membrane
Molecular function (GO): trace-amine receptor activity
Source: RefSeq, a predicted model, not a curated record